This is a messenger RNA of Monopterus albus (swamp eel), 2879 nucleotides long. RefSeq names its product aprataxin and PNKP like factor (gene aplf). The record is from RefSeq and is a predicted model, not a curated record. Gene Ontology annotation, molecular function: protein binding; DNA-(apurinic or apyrimidinic site) endonuclease activity; 3'-5' exonuclease activity. Gene Ontology annotation, biological process: double-strand break repair. Bases 555 to 2018 code for a protein of 487 amino acids. The transcript has 11 exons. Lineage: Eukaryota; Metazoa; Chordata; Actinopteri; Synbranchiformes; Synbranchidae. Gene Ontology annotation, cellular component: nucleus; site of double-strand break.
CUUGUUGUAUGACAGGUCACUGUUUAAAUGUCUCCACGGAUGUUGACACACGCACACGACGUCACCGUAGUUUUCACUGCUCCUUUCCACCUUCUUGUAUGACAGCUGACUGUUUAAAUGUCUCCACGGAUGUUGACACACGCACACGACGUCACCGUAGUUUUCAUUGCGUGCGCAUGCGUACAAGGUUCAUACGCCUAUCAGUUAGAACCAACACAUAUGAAUUGAGAGUUUCUUCGUAAAUAAAGUCAUUAAAUAGUUUACGUACUGUGUGAUUUUAAAAUUCUGUAUGGCCCAUAAGAUGUUUACCCGUGCGCGCCUACAUUCAUAUCGAUCAGAAGGCAACUACACAGCGCCAUGUUUACGCUACUGCGCAUGCUCUACUGGAUCCCGGAAGUUUUGAAUUGCAUAGCAGAUAGUAGAAGUUGUUUUGCUGUGUCGCUUGAGUUGUAAUCCUGGGAGAUAAAUAAUAACCUGGUUUACCGUUUCAGUCGGUGCACAGAGUGCCUCCAGUGAACCGGGGUGAAGUCGCCUCCAGUCCCGUCGCUGAGCAGAUGUCCGGCUUUGACCUCGUCCCGUUGGACGGCGGGGACCCGAUCCACCUACCGCCGGGGCAGACGGUGCUGGGCAGGGGUCCCUUACUGGGAGUCAGUGAUAAGAGAGUGUCCCGACACCACGGGCUGCUGGAGAACCUGGACGGACAGCUGCGCCUUAAACCGACCCACCUGAACCCGUGCUUCGUCCAGGCGUCGCUGACCGAUGACCCUCGACCUCUGCUGAAAGACUCCUGGUACCCUCUUCAUCACGGAGACUUCUUCUCUCUGCUGCCGGGUCAGCUCGUCUACAGGGUGGUGGCCAUGGGCGGAGGCGACCACACUCCCAGAAACAGUCAGACGACUGAAGAAGAAGAGGACCACCGUCCUGUUUCUUCCAAGUCAAAUGUGAACAUACCUGCUGUGACUGGACAGGACCAGGGUCGGACUUCGCCACAUGAGGAGCUGACGUCAGCAGCUCUGUCGAACGAGCACCAAGCCAACAGACGUUUGCAUAAGGAUGGCUCUGCACAACCAACAGAAGUGGAGGGCUACCACAGUGACGUGGCUCCAUCGGCAGAGAAGAAGAGACAUUUACCUGCGUGGAUGAUGGCGGCUGUAGCAACGACAAGCCCCUCCUCCGCCUUGAAAGUUCAAUCGGCUGUGAAGAGGAAAAAAGCACCUGCAUCAAGCAGCACUAAACAAACAGCAGCCAAACAGGCCACGCCCACUGCAGCUGUGGAGGCGGGGCUUAUUGGGGAGGAGGAGAAGAGGAAGAUGAAGAUGAAUGGAGAAGAAGCAGCUCAGUCUAAAACAGGUGCCCCCUCAAAGGAGCCCACGGUCAGGUACCUGAGUGGAUCCACCAGGUCUGAGGUGAGCGAUGAGUCUACCGGCUUCACUGUGGAGGUGGAAGAGGCAGGAGCAGGAGGCGAGACGUCCGCAGCUGACAGAAACACCACUACAUGGCCUUCUGACAUCGGUGAAUCUGAGGAGGAGGACAGGAAGUCAAAACAUGGACAACGGAUGAUGAAACACGCAGAGUCCAUCGGGUCCGUCCCCGCCCCAUCCAGACCCCGGCUCAGGACACCAUGUCCAUACAGGAAGGACUGCUACAGGAAGAACCUGGUCCAUUUCCAGGAGUGCAGUCACCCCGGUGACAGUGACUACGAGGCGGAGGAGGAGACAGAGGAGGCCGACCGACCCGAGUGCCCCUACGGCGCCGACUGCUACAGGAAGAAUCCCGUCCACAGGAAGGAGUACAAACACACUGAGAAACCAGCUUGCUCUACUCGUACCAUCCCCAAAAAGUUCCCCGCUGAUGAUGAGGAGGAAGACUCUGAGGACGACGACAGCUUCAUCAAUGACGACAGCGAGGACGUGGGCGAAGACUCAGACUACGUCCCUCCUGACUCCGACGACAGCGGCAAGGAGGACGUCAGACGGCUGCAGAAAGAAGCAGCGGCCUUCGUGAAGAGGAGGAAGUAGGUGUUUGUUCUAAAGCGGGAAACAGGUCGGUGUGAAAACUGACUCAUGCAGCUUUUUAUGCGAGUUUAGAAAUGUGUUUACAGGAGAUAAACAAAGUUUGUGUUCUGAGACUCGAACAAACCUCUGUUUGUAAACUGGGAAUGCUCUGGGAAUGCUCUGGGAAUCACUGGGGGAACUCCAGUGGUGUUGCCGGGAGCAUGAGUCCUGGAUGUGAUGGUUUUCAUUGUAUUUUAUCAAGUUCGUUUUCAGAGUCAAGUCAGUGUUUAUUGUCAUAUGCACAGUUAGGAAACGUGUUUCCCUGUACAGUGAAAUUCUUACUUUGCUGUCGACAUGAAUGCCACACACUGUUUCACACUUAUGAACCUGUGUCCUUGUAAAUAUGUACAGUUAAGGAGUUUUAGAUCUUUUAUAAUUUGACUCUUUUUGCUGUUGGACUGGUUUUCUUCCAUUCUUCAAAUACAACCAGUGAAAUCAGAAUCUGCUGCCUCGGUGUCAUGGUGUUGUCUAACAGGGUUUUUGUCUGCUGUCUAACAACCUCUGAACAAUUUCCAGCAUCUUUUACAAGAAAAACAACACUUGGUUGUAUUUCAUUAAUUAAUCAGCCACUAUGUUUUCUGUAAAUGACAUCUCUCACACGGCACCAUUCAAAGGAAAUGUUCUGCCACAGCACCCGAGCCACAACUGCCUCGUCUUGUACAGUGUACCGUAUUUUCAGGGCGCCCACUUUGGGAACCACUGCCCUUUGGUCCUGUGUCAAGUAUGAAACUCUGCUGGAAAAUACUGAAUCGAUUCCACCUUGACGAAGUGCCCACGUACAUUAGGGCAUAUGGUGGAAGUCAGAGUUUCUUUUGUUCACUCUGA